Messenger RNA from Closterium sp. NIES-65, 1626 nucleotides. The record is from the annotation of a GenBank genome assembly. Lineage: Eukaryota; Viridiplantae; Streptophyta; Zygnematophyceae; Desmidiales; Closteriaceae.
AUGCUUCUUUCAACUCACGCGUUCCUUCUCAUGUUUGCCCUUUCCACCCGCUGCUGCCCAGUAGGCAUAUUGGGGGACGUGAGAGAAGAGAGCUGGAAGAGCGUGGAGGAGAGAGAGCACGUCAGAUGGGUGGAGGGGGGAGAGGAGGAUAGAGGGGUGGAGGGGGGAGAGGAGGAUAGAGGGAUGGAGGGGGGAGAGGAGGACAGAGGGAUGGAGGGGGGAGAGGAGGACAGAGGGAUGGAAGAGAUGGGGGCACGGGCAGCAGGGAAGAAGAGGACUGGCUGCCCUCAUCAGCCUGGGCGUGAUCAGCAGCCUGCACCGCACCGGAGAUCAGGUGGGACUAUGGUUGAUGGGGGAAGGGGGGGGAUGGGUAAAGCAGACCUACAUGGGAGGGUAAGCAUCAGCCUGGGCGUCAUCCGCAGCCUGGGUCUCAUUAGCAGCCUGGGCGUCAUCCGCAGCCUGGGCGUCAUCCGCAGCCUGGGUGUCAUCCGCAGCCUGGGCAUCAUCCGCAGCCUGGGUGUCAUCCGCAGCCGGGCAUGGGUGCUCUAUCUAUUGCAAUAUCCCUCUCUCCCUCUCCCGCUCCCUCUCUCCCUCUCCCGCUCCCUCUCUCCCUUUCCCGCUCCCUCUCUCCCUCCCCCUCUCCCCCUCUCCUUCCCCCGCUCCCUCUCUCCCUCUCCCGCUCCCUCUCUCCCUCCCUCCCCCUCCCCCCCUCUCCCCCUCCCCUCCGCCCUCUCCCCCUCCCCUUCUACCAGGUGGGAGUGUCUGCGAUUCGUCCAAACCGACCAAGCCAUCAAUCCGUGCUGCACUCCUCCCUCCACUCCCACUCCUCCCUCCACUCCCACUCCUCCCUCCACUCCCACUCCUCCCUCCACUCCCACUCCUCCCUCCACUCCCACUCCUCCCUCCUCUCCCACUCCUCCCUCCACUCCCAUUCCUCCCUCCACUCCCACUCCUCCCUCCACUCCCAUUCCUCCCUCCACUCCCACUCCUCCCUCCACUCCCAUUCCUCCCUCCACUCCCAUUCCUCCCUCCACUCCCAUUCCUCCGUCCACUCCCAUUCCUCCCUCCACUCCCACUCCUCCCUCCACUCCCAUUCCUCCCUCUCCCACUCCUCCCUCUCCCACUCCUCCCUCUCCCACUCCUCCCUCUCCCACUCCUCCCUCCACUCCCACUCCUCCCUCCACUCCCACUCCUCCCUCCACUCCCACUCCUCCCUCCUCUCCCACUCCUCCCUCCACUCCCAUUCCUCCCUCCACUCCCAAUCCUCCCUCCACUCCCAUUCCUCCCUCCACUCCCACUCCUCCCUCCACUCCCAUUCCUCCCUCCACUCCCAUUCCUCCCUCCACUCCCAUUCCUCCCUCCACUCCCAUUCCUCCCUCCACUCCCACUCCUCCCUCCACUCCCAUUCCUACCUCUCCCACUCCUCCCUCUCCCACUCCUCCCUCUCCCACUCCUCCCUCUCCCACUCCUCCCUCCACUCCCAUUCCUCCCUCUUCCACUCCUCCCUCCACUCCCAUUCCUCCCUCUCCCACUCCUCCCUCCCUCUCCCACUCCUCCCUCUCCCAUUCCUCCCUCUCCCACUCCUCCCUCGCCCUCCCCCACUCUCUCUCCCUUCCCCUUAGGUAG